ACGAAUUGGUUUGGUCAAAGAACUAUUUCAAGUUGUUUACAAAGGAUAUUUUUUCAUAAUUCAAAAAAUUUUCUAGAAAGCAAAUGGAUACAAGUAUUAUUGAUAAUGGUAGCGACAGUUACAAAUAUAGCUCUAAUGGCUGGCGGAUUAAACUCAUUCGGUAAUUUUCAACCUCACAUUGUUGACUUAUUUGAGGCGACAGUCGCCGAUGUUGCUUGGGCUGCAACUUUUGCAAAUUCGUCACUGAGUAUAUUCGGAAUAAUAAGUGGCAUCCUCAUUGACAGAUGCGACGUUUCUAAAGUAAUGUUUGCAGGCGGAAUUUUUUCGUUUUGUGGAAUGUUUGGCAUGGUAUUUGCAACUGAUGUACUACAAUUGACUAUAUUCAUUGGAGUAGUGCUGGGUUUUGGGCAAUGUUUGGUUUUUAACUCAGUUAUCUCAUCUAUCAGCUAUAUGUUUUGCUCUGAAAAGUUUGACUUAUAUCUGGGAAUUACAUUGUGCGGCAUCUCAUUUGGAACGACGGUGUUUUCAAUAUUAACUGAGAAUGGUGAAGAUGAUGAUGAUUUCUUUCAAUUCUUUCAUGACAUUGAUUCUGCUAACGAGAAUGAUGAUGACGACGACAACUACAGCACAAAGCGUUUAGUUUUUAUUUCUGUUCCACCAGAACACCAACAAUACAACUAG
This is a messenger RNA of Anneissia japonica, 681 nucleotides long. RefSeq names its product fujikurins efflux protein FFUJ_12242-like. The coding region runs from base 106 to 681 and encodes 191 amino acids. The record is from RefSeq and is a predicted model, not a curated record. Gene Ontology annotation, molecular function: monocarboxylic acid transmembrane transporter activity. Gene Ontology annotation, biological process: transmembrane transport; monocarboxylic acid transport. The transcript has 5 exons. NCBI's taxonomy places the organism in Eukaryota, Metazoa, Echinodermata, Crinoidea, Comatulida, Comatulidae.